AUGCGGCCCGUGGUUUCUGAUACCUUUCUACCACGACCCCGCAAAUCCCCACCACCAGCGGGACCAGAGGACGAAUUCCGCCCCAUGUCCUCUGAGACCUUUUUCCUAGCUCGAGAUAGCGAUAUACAAGAUUCUCAAGCUGCGUCCGCAGACGAUGAAGGGGAUGGGACAUAUGGGGUGCAGAGUCUCGAAGAAUCCACAGCUGACAAUUCCUCAAAAUGGCAGGCUUCUCAACCUGAGGGAGAAAUAAGUGAUACGUCACCUCUCCACACCCUUGCGAAGAUAGAAACAACGAUUAAAGCUGCCGAGACUGAUGAUGGAGAUCGAGAAGGACGGAGUCCGUCGCCUUUUAAACAUAAACACAUCAGAACGCCGCCAAAUGUUCCUACAUCUUGCCCCCUAACGCCCUUCUUACUUGGGUCGCCGGAAGAGCCCGUCUCCCUUCCAGACAGCCCCAAGUCAACCUCGACACGAUCCUUCCUACCGACCAAUGAAAUAUCCAUGCCGUAUGCGGGAACUGACCCCAGAGGGACGGUGGAAAAUGACGGCGAUAACAGUCUCAGUUCUUCUGGGGUUCAGGAUAGUACGCAACUGAUAAUGCCAAGUAUCAAAAUGCCCAGUCGGAGGCCCUUUACUGAAACGGGGAAAUCUAUGGGCAGGUUCAAGAUUCUCCUGGCUGGCAAUUCUGGUUGUGGGAAAACAUCUCUUAUAAAAUCUAUAGUUCAAGUGGUCGAAGAUAUAGUACACGUUGAUCCGUUCCCUCGUGGGCCCUCUCGGAUUAGAACCAACAAAUCGAGUCCGAAACGAUCGCAUAGAUCUCACCACGUACGAGAGGCUACCUCGAUAGCAGAGGUUUAUGCCAGCACUAAGCCUUAUCCACCGUGGUGGUCAGAUCUGGAAGAUUCAAGAGUCCUUCGAAGGCGGAAAAGUAUGGGAGACUUGGUAUUGGAAAGAAACUUGUGCUUUGUUGACACAUCCUGUGGAAAGCUGGGUCUUGAAGAUCAGGCAGAAUGUAUCAUACAGUAUAUCAGCCGGCAGUUCCAGAGGUCUGUAAACGCGCUGGAUUCAUUCAACACUGAUUUCCAGGGCCUUUUGAGUGGAAAUGGUGGCUCCCAGGUGGAUGCCAUCUUAUAUCUUGUCUCCGAAGGUCGGUAUUCGAUGUCCGCGGACAUAUCAUGCAUAAAGAAGCUGUCCAAGGUCGCCAAUGUUAUCCCUCUGAUCUCUAAGGCUGACCUUCUCAGCAAAAGCCAAAUUCAAUCCCUAAAACGAUCUUUCCACUCCCAGGCGUGCGGUGCGGGCGUUCAACCGUUUUUGUUUGGUGAUCUCGCUGGCAGUAUCGGCGAUGAAGAAACUAUCCCAGCCUUACCAUUUGCUGUUUCUUCUGCGAAUUCCAAUGAAGAUGACACCAUGGAUGCAAGUCUGUUGAUGAGUCCUGAUUAUAUGCAGCCAUUAGCCCCGUCGGAGCUAAAUUUGCUCUUGGGAAAGCUGUUUGACCGGGAUAACAUAGCCUGGCUGCGACAUCUGGCCGCGAAGAAGCUGAUACAAGCAUGUGAUUUGCAUGUGAUUUCCCCUGCGCGUCAACGUCUACAAGGAUCUUUGAUCUCCAGACCUGCUGGAAUCACUUCGAACCCAUCUCAAUCUACAUCGCCCCUCUCAUCCGUCUCCCCGUCGCAGGUCCUUGUUCCAUACCCAGGUGUUGACAAUGGUCCACCAUCGUAUCUCAUGUCUCGCGUGGCCGAUCAUACCCAGCGGGAGGAGCACCUUGCCCAGAUCCGACUUGCAAAAUGGGCAUCGGACUUGCAAAAAAGUCUCCAAAACGAACGAGAGCGAUACGAAUCUCUAGCCCGUAGCGAGCGGGCUGUCUGGCUAACAGAACGAUUGGGCGAAUGUGUUGCGGACGGUACACUCCUCCCCAUAAUCCAAACUCCAGGCUUCUCUCAUAUGCAAGCACCGCGGGGGCUAAAAGGCCACGGUAGCGGGGGCAGAGAGACCGUGACAAUCCCGGGACCCGAUGGCCGACCUGUUAAGUAUCGGGUUGCGGAUAUGAGUUCAUCGGGGGAUCCUCUGGGCCUGAUACGGUGGAAGGACGGUAUGAAGCGGACGGGCUGGGUAGUGAUACAGAUUAUUGGAAGUAUGGGGGUAGUUGGUGGACUUGCGCUGUGGGUUGCUAAGGCGUGGGGACUCCCCUCAUCUCAGGGGUUUGCGGAAUGGAAUUUUGGGCCGUUUAGCGGUGACUGA
This is a messenger RNA of Histoplasma mississippiense, 2238 nucleotides long. RefSeq lists its product with no specific name. The record is from RefSeq and is a predicted model, not a curated record. Bases 1 to 2238 code for a protein of 745 amino acids. Gene Ontology annotation, biological process: cytoskeleton-dependent cytokinesis. Gene Ontology annotation, cellular component: septin ring; septin complex; microtubule cytoskeleton. NCBI's taxonomy places the organism in Eukaryota, Fungi, Ascomycota, Eurotiomycetes, Onygenales, Ajellomycetaceae. The transcript is spliced from 3 exons. Gene Ontology annotation, molecular function: GTPase activity; GTP binding; molecular adaptor activity.